AUGGCAAAGUGGAAACUUCUUGAAAAGUCAGAGCAUGGCGCUGAGAGGAUGGAUGGUGUGACCAUCUUAGGUGAUAAUAGUGGUCCUGGUUCUUCUCUAAAGGAAGCAGGUGUUCAAAGCACUGUGAUGGCAAAAUUGAAUGGCAGCACAUUUGCUUCAAGAAAGAAGAUGAGGCCAGUUUGUGGAGAAGUGUCUCCUGAAGUCAUGAUAUUAGGACACUUAAAACAUGUGACAGAUGCAUUAAGAAGGAUCGUUUUGUCAGCUAUGAAAGUUACACGAAGGCUUCUGAGUAUCAGUGUUUACCUUUGUGAUGUAGCACUUCCCUCUGUUGUCCAAACUGAUAAAAUCCAGCACUCUAGAAACAGCCAGAACUCCCUCCCUCUGUUAUUUGUAAGCUUACAUGAGGUAGACAGACACCUUCUGAAGUUUAAUGCAUGCUCUGUUUUCUCUCCUGACUGCAACAGGAAAGCCUUGUUUGUGUUUUACCUGGCUGCCCUUGAAGAAGUGCCUCCGACAUCUUCAUGGCCUCUAAAGCUAAUGACAAAAGUAUUUGAAACUAGUGCUGAAAAAAAUCUCCAGAGCCAAAAAAGUAGGAUUCUGCCUGGUUUUCUUCCUGGAGUUCCAGACUCAGACCAAAGCUUUCGAGCCUCACCUUCCAAUGCAGAAAACCAAGUAUGGCAGCCGGGUCUCUCUCCACCAAGUUCCCUGCCAACAGUCAGUCUCCCUCCUGGUCUAGAAUAUUUAAGCCAGUUAGACCUGAUAAUUAUACACCAGCAGGUGGAGCUGCUUGGAAUGAUACUUGGCACUGAGACCUCUAAUAAAUAUGAGAUUAAAAACAGCCUGGGACAAAGAAUUUACUUUGCAGUGGAGGAAAGCAUCUGCUUCAACCGUACUUUCUGUUCCACACUGCGAUCUUGCACCCUGAGGAUCACGGAUAACUCAGGUCGAGAGGUGAUUACCGUAAACAGGCCCUUGAGGUGUAACAGCUGCUGGUUCCCUUGCUACCUACAAGAGUUAGAAAUUCAAGCACCUCCUGGUACUAUAGUUGGUUAUGUCACACAGAAGUGGGACCCGUUUCUGCCUAAAUUCACAAUCCAAAAUGCAAACAAAGAAGAUAUUUUGAAAAUUGUUGGUCCUUGUGCAACGUGUGGCUGUUUUGGCGAUGUGGAUUUUGAGAUAAAAACUAUUAAUGAAAAGCUUACAAUUGGGAAGAUUUCAAAAUAUUGGUCAGGAUUUGUAAAUGAUGUCUUCACAAAUGCUGACAACUUUGGAAUUCAUGUGCCAGCUGAUCUGGAUGUGUCAGUCAAAGCAGCAAUGAUUGGCGCUUGUUUUCUCCUUGAUUUCAUGUUCUUUGAACAUUCACUGGCUGGAUUAUAACAAGCAUGAUAAUGAAAACAAUAAAAUAUGCAGAACAUAUUUCA
This is a messenger RNA of Nycticebus coucang (slow loris), 1421 nucleotides long. RefSeq names its product phospholipid scramblase family member 5 (gene PLSCR5). NCBI's taxonomy places the organism in Eukaryota, Metazoa, Chordata, Mammalia, Primates, Lorisidae. The coding region runs from base 1 to 1377 and encodes 458 amino acids. Gene Ontology annotation, molecular function: phospholipid scramblase activity. The record is from RefSeq and is a predicted model, not a curated record. Gene Ontology annotation, cellular component: plasma membrane. Gene Ontology annotation, biological process: plasma membrane phospholipid scrambling. The transcript is spliced from 9 exons.